Messenger RNA from Dissoconium aciculare CBS 342.82, 1092 nucleotides. RefSeq lists its product as uncharacterized. The coding region runs from base 144 to 833 and encodes 229 amino acids. Lineage: Eukaryota; Fungi; Ascomycota; Dothideomycetes; Mycosphaerellales; Dissoconiaceae. The record is from RefSeq and is a predicted model, not a curated record. The transcript has a single exon.
UAUCGGUGUACAGGUACUACUGUACAAAUCAAUGGUUGUAUCCUGUACUCUCUGCCGUACUCGAGAAUCAGCAUCAUCACAUACGUUCGACUUCCGUUCGCAUCCCCUUUUCCUUUCCCUUCGAGAGAGACGGGUGUUGAGCGAUGACUGGUUCGCACGAAUCCCACGAGCGUGCGUCCGUCCCACGGUACGCUCCAUCCACUACACAUGCCUCAACCAAUCUUCCCGCCUCCUCUGACCUCACUCCGAAUGCUCCUCAACGAGCGAACAGGCCGGGAGAAGUGCGCAUCAACCCUCUGGCAACUGCGUGUCAGCCGUCGCGGUGUUGGAAACCCCGGUCGGUGAGGAAGUCGCUCGUCUGUUGCGAGACGGAAAGGGCUGGGUGGAUGUCUUGGCUCCUGCGGUUUUCGUCCUGGCGUGUGUGCCCGUUCCAUCUAUCUCUUAUUGUUAUCAUCGUUGCGAUGGGAAACGACGCCUCGGCAGCCACGCGGUGCCUCAGAUGCCUUGACUUGAGUCACUUGAUGAUAUCCGUAGGGCUGUGUGAGCUCGUGGCCCCCUUGGCAUGGAAUGAUGAUGGACACCUAUACCCAGACACGCACACGCACACGCCGGUCGUCAGAUACUGUAAUUUGACCGCCAGAACCACUGGAGUAUGUACGCCAGGGACUACUAGCAACGCCGUUGUGGCUGCACCAUGGGGCCGGGUUGCGAUGUUUGUUGUACAUGCGAAAACGCCACACGCACCAAAUGCCCGCGACAGCGUCCCAGCGUGUGACUCGUGUCGUCGCUGCCGGAUGUCACGAACUUCCGUUCACUUUUCCACGACGCCAUAGAGUCCUUCCACGCAGGACACACACACACACACAUCUGCCCCGGACAAGGUCGUCGGUCUCCUCGUCUCAUUCAGCCGCGUUGAAUGCCAAGCUAGAGGGUCGCGGGCUGUACAUGUGCGAUGGAGAUGGGACAUGGCAAUGCCCAUGACUCCUUGCUGUAGAAUGCCGACACUAGGGUUGAUGCUAGGGUUUGGGUAGUACAAACGCAUAUGGUGGUGAGAUGGUUGAGAGAGAGGCGAACGCGGCUCGUCACCAAACA